AUGGAUAAAUACGAGGCUGCUCUGCUACGAAAGCUGUGCAAAUCGUUACUUCCACUUGGAACACGUCGUCUGGAAGAGACAGCUCAAAUAUUCAAACUAGCUUGCGAAGAUGAUUCGGCGAAGGAAAUACUGCUGGAAGUUUUGCAACAGUCUAAGCAGCCUCCCGCUAUCCAAUUCGACUUGUCACAUUCUGGACAUUGCUCAAUCGAGCUCGCGUCAUUGCCACGGCCCUUUCCUCCUACUACCGGAUAUACGUUCUCGUCCUGGAUCAAGAUUGACCAAUUCGACUCGGACUGCCACACCACUAUAUUCGGAGCAUUUGACGCCAGCCAAACAUGUUUUGUUCUCGUCUAUAUUGAGAAGGAAACUCACCAGCUCAUAUUGCAGACGUCAGUCACUGCGAAGAGACCCAGUGUGCGCUUCAAAAAGUUUAGAUUCGGAGCCAGAGAGUGGUACCAUAUUGCCAUAGUGCAUCGCCCCUCUAGAACAAGCGGCUCAAAUCCAGCUAUACUAUAUGUCAACGGACGGUGCAUAGAAGAGCAGCAUUGUCCGUACCCAGAAGCGCCUCCGCUGAUCCCGGAGGUUCGUGCUCCUGUGCCUUCUCAGGUCGUUAAUACCACUCGAAGACCGGUCCAAGCUUUCUUUGGCACGCCACAAGACCUUGCUUCUCAAGCAGUCGACCGUGUCUUGAGGCUGAAGUGGUCAUUGGCAAGUGCUUACUUGAUUGACGCGUCCCUUUCUCCGGAGUUGGUCGCGGUUCAUCAAAAACUCGGUCCUCGAUAUUGUGGCAAUUUCCAAGACUGCGUGGGACCUUUCUUGACUUAUCGGGCUUCUGCCGAGCUCAAUAGGUACAACGAGAUGCUGCACGCAGACAAAGACGAUAAGUCCCAGAUUGUCAAGGCUACGCAAUCUCAGGGUAGUGAACUCCUCCCUGAAGGCAAACUCUUGAUCAGUAUGUCGGCUUCGAUGAUUGUGGACAUGAACGGUCUUCUCGCCAAUGGUAUAAACAUUGUAGAUAUGCUAAGUGACAAGGCCGCGGCACAUCUGCAGUCUCUCACGCGCAACGGCAAUCCGCUAUUGCUCAACGCGGCCCGACCUACCAUCAACGAAGCUAUCACGAGGUCUUACGGAGCAGCUGUUGUUACUGGUAGCCCUAUCCUGACUCUCACUCGUGGCUUGGAUGAUGGCAGUUGGCAGAUCGGUGGCUGUUUGCCUAUCAAUAUGAAGAUCAUCCAGAGUGCAUCAACUGCCGACUCGCUUGUGACAUCAGUUGAGAUUCUGUUCCAAUGUGUAUUGGACAACUGGCGAACCAGCGAAGUCAUGGAGAAAGACAAUGGUUUUGGUAUCCUGGCAGUUUUGUUACGAGAGAAGCUUGGUAUAUAUACCAAUGGCCCUGGGAGCAAUAGGAGUACCCCGGUAGCGAAAACCAUGCAACAAAGGGAGGAGUUGGCAGCAAGGCUCCUUGAAGUUGUGCUUGCCUUUGUCGGCUACGACGUUAAGAAUCCUCACAACUCUUUGCUCGUCAACCCCAUGGCUUACCGAGUUCUGCUUGUGGAUUUCGACACCUGGCGCACGAUAAGCAUCGAAACUCAAAAGCUCUACUACCAACAAAUAGCUGGAUUUGUCUGGAAGAACAACAAUCAGACCUUUAACAUGAAACGUUACAACAAGAUGAGAGUGGUGCGCAGGUUUCUAGACGCCCUCAAAGUCGAUUCAAUCAGUUCUGAGGUAUUGCCUGAGAUUUUGCAUGCUUUGCAAGCUCUUAGCUUAUGUAAGACGGCACAUCUCAAUCAUCGGGAUAUUGCUACCUUCAUCACCUAUGCGUUACAUGACAACAGAGCCUUGCAAUUAAUCACGCCCGAGGCGCUUAGCCCUAAUUCGGGGUCGCCAGGUAUAGCUAGGCUCAGUCAAUUGAGUCUUGGUGUCAGUGUCGUCGAGACCUAUUCAGAGGUGCUUUGUGGUUUCGAGACCAACACACAUAUCAAGCGUUUUGAUCAGCAAGUUCCUACACGCUGGAUCCUCCAUCUGUUGGCAGAGCCUGAUUCUCGCGUUGUGGGCUCUGCGCUAUCAAUCAUAUCAAGAGCAAUUGUGGAAAUACCAAGCUUCAAGUCAAAAUUUGCCGAGAAGAACAAUGGCUUCACGACACUACAAGCCAGACUUAGGAGCCACUGGAGAUCUCCAAGGGUCUGGAUGGGAUGUUUUGCUAUCCUAUUCGGUCGUCCAUUCGUCUCUCAACACGACCCUGGAGAGCUCACCAUCUUCCACCUCAUGGAAGCAUUCAUGCAGCAAGGAGAAACCGAGAUCAGGCAUCCUGAGAUCUUCCCAGCGAUAGCCGGUAUGUUGGAAGCAAGUCUGAGGACCAUAGUAAAGGACUCAGCAAAUCCAAACGACAACGAAAACUUCCCUGAGUUGCACUCGAUCCCAAAGACCAUAGUCCAGUUCCUUACAGACGUACACUCCCGGAGUAAGUCGUUCCGAGACUUUGCCGUCGACUCCCACUAUGUACAGGAAUUGCUUUUUGUACUGUUCCCACUCAUAACAAGUGCGGAUCGACUCAGUGCAUCCGCAGAACUGGCUUCCGAAAGCCCGCUGAACUUCCAAGGACGGGAAGUUGUUUUACGACCUCAUUCCAAUUCACUUGGUGAGCGACCGGCUGUACUCAGAAGCGGUUCAAGCAGAACGCUGCCUACCCAAAAUCGCCCGAACCAACUUCAGAUUCCUCGCAGGACAUCGUCUUUCGUAUUUGUCAAUCCUGGCGCGUCAGAAGUCAAACAGUCUACUGUAUCCACACGUUUCAACGCAAUAAUGUCCCCCACAACAAGCAAACCAGUCAAGAUCAACGUCGGCAACGCGGUUGUCGAAUCGUUGCUUGAGCUUGUAGUCAUGGUAUACCUCGAACAAGUUUCCCAGCGCAAAGACUUUGCAGGCUUUGGUCUGUUUCUCAAAGUACCGCCAGGCUUCCAGGAACACCAAGCAUACUUUGAAUCAUACGUUCUGCUUCACACCAUGCAUCAAUUAUGGAACCAUCUUCAGCUAAACCAAGAAUUAAUGGUUGAGCCAAGAACUCUAACGAACUUAGCUCGAUACAGCUUGCAUAUGGCAGAGGCUGUUUUUGAAGGCUGGUUCAUUGAGGGAGCCCAGCCGCUGCUGGACUUUACAGGCAAGGCACUGGAGUAUCUGCAACAGCCAGCCGUGUCGUCGACAAAGGGCGUACGACUGUGUUCACAAGCAGUAUCAACACUUCGUUCAGUGUUUCUUCGCGUCACACUCCUUCGCCUGUCCGAACUCGACGAAGUUGAGGAUGACACUGACGCUCUUGACUUCCUGAGAAAGAUGACUUACUGGCAAACCAUCCUGUUUUCACCGCAGAACCAGGAACUCCCUUUCAUCAGGCUGAUUUGUUAUCUACUGUAUAUCAAGAUGACCUCGCCGUCGUCUGCGGUGCGGCAUGCUGCAGCUUCGUUAUGGAGAAUGCUGCUUGUGCAAAAGCCGACAGAAGCCGCGACUAUUCUCAUACAGAACGCGGACCCGAAUCAACGACACAUCUCCACAGGAUUGAUCAAGCUUGCUGCCCACGACGACGACGAACUUCUGCAAUGGAUUGAUCAGAAUCGAAAACCCCUCGACGAGUUCUUCCAUGAGACUAUGUCGAGAUUCUGGGAUGAGUUUGUAGGCUCCGAGAACCAGAAGACCGAAGAGUCUGCCAAGAACCGCCUUGCUAAGCGUAAGGAGAAGCUGAAACAAUGGAAGACGACCGAAGCCGAGCUUGAUAAUGUCGCACAUCGAUUUGAGGUAUCCACCAGGCAUUGGCGGUCGAACAUCCAUUCUCAGGAGCGACUGAAGUAUCAGGGCGCGCUUCAAGACCAGCAAGAGAAUUUGAACCACAUACAAACGGUUAUUGCUAGACUGGAAAGUCUCUUGAAGCAGCCCUCGGGUAUAUUCCCUGAGAGGGAACCGUUCAAAUGGCAACUCGACCAGACCGAGUCGCGCAAUAGAAUGCGUAUACGAAUCGUGCCAGAUUUACGACGGGAUCAAGAAACUUUUCAGCCGAAGCGUAAAGGUUCUGAGCGUAUCUCGCAAACGAAGCUGAAGAUUGACACACGGUCUCGCCAAAGUUUGUUAGAAGACAUUGUUUCGGCGGAGCCUACCCCACGGACGCCUGCUAAUUUCGACGCGCCACAUUUCGACAAUGCUCCAUUGACACCAAGGGAUGAUUCUAUCUCGAAUUCUGCACUGCUCGACGGCGAGUUCGAGAUGGUAGACGACCCCAAAGAUGGCGAGGAAGGUUUCGAAGACAAGAAUCGUAAAGUCCUCAAGAGCUUACAGCGCGGUGAUCGUGUACAAAACAUUUGUAACGUCUCUCGUGUGGUUGGUCUGGAGGCUUUCGAGGGUCUCUUGAUCAUCGGCAAAAAAUGCCUAUAUCUUCAAGACGAAAUGUUCCAAAGAUCCGAUGGAGAGAUCGUCAGCGUUGUUCACGCCCCCGACGAAGAACGUGAUCCUUAUGUUCAACUGAUCUCAGGAAAAGAGGUCAAGACCAAACGAAAGCAACGCGCAGAGAGAGAACCUGCAAGACAUUGGACCUGGCAAGAACUAUUACACAUCUCAAAACGUCGCUUCCUGUUCCGAGAUGUCGCAUUGGAAGUCUUCUUCACCGAUGGUCGCAGCUACCUCUUGACAUUCAUGACGCCUUCAGCACGCAACGACGUUUACUCGAAUCUCGCAGGAAAAUCGCCACUUGUAUACGGCUCACUGUCCUCUCUGCCUGCCGAGGACGCUUGGAGACUCGACUCGCUGAGAAAUCCGGAAGAAACGCCACAGAGCUUCGGCUCCAAGUUUGCCAAUGUCUUCAACUCAACAUCAACCAACGCAGCGACUCGACGAUGGACCCGUGGCGAGAUAUCGAACUUCCAAUAUCUCAUGCUUAUCAACAACAUGGCCGGUAGAACUUUCAACGACCUCACGCAAUAUCCUGUGUUCCCUUGGAUUCUUGCAGACUAUACUAGCGAGGAGCUAGACUUGACGGACCCUCGAAGUUUCCGAGAUCUCUCCAAGCCGAUGGGCUGUCAACACCCUGCACGCGAGUCCGAGUUCCGCGAGCGUUACCGUGCUUUUGCUGAGAUGGGCGACGAACACUCUCCACCUUUCCACUAUGGUACUCAUUACUCGUCGGCCAUGAUCGUUUCAUCAUAUCUCAUUCGAUUGCCACCAUUCGUACAGUCAUACUUGUUGCUCCAAGGUGGCAACUUUGAUCAUGCAGAUAGAUUAUUCGACUCGAUUGAGAAGGCCUGGUUAUCUGCAUCCAAAGAGAACAUGACUGAUGUUCGUGAAUUGACACCAGAAUUCUUCUGUCUGCCCGAGUUCUUACAAAAUAUAAAUGGGUAUGACUUUGGCCAAAAGCAAGGCAGCGGUCAGACUAUCAACGAUGUCGUUCUUCCACCUUGGGCUAAGGGUGACCCACACAUCUUCAUCGCCAAGCAUAGAGAGGCACUCGAAAGUCCGUAUGUCAGCCAACACCUCCAGGAAUGGGUUGAUCUUAUCUUUGGAUACAAACAGCGUGGAGAAGCAGCACUCGAAGCCACGAAUGUGUUCCACCAUCUUUCGUAUCAAGGUGCGAAGGAUUUGGAUUCUAUGCAAGAUGAAGUCGAGAAGCUCGCGACCAUUGGUAUCAUUCACAACUUUGGACAAACGCCUCACCAGGUCUUCCAGCGUGCGCAUCCAAGAACAGAGGAAGAUAAGCACAGAGUGGAGAGGCUUGACACUAUCGCAGAGUCCUUGAUCAAGCUACCGUUCCCUUUGUAUGAGAGCCACGAAAAAGUCACGGCGUUGACGUAUUCGGCCAGCCAAGAGCGUCUGUUACAUUCUCCUCCGUGCAAGCUCAACGUCCCACCAGCUUGUAAGAGCUAUCUCCAAUGGGGCUUUGCAGAUAACAGUCUUCGAUUCUUCACUGCCGAUAACAGAAGAAUGCUCGGUCUGUAUGAGAACCUACACAUUGGACAGAUCAGCACCGCUCUGUUCGCAGACUCAAAGACACUUAUCACGGGAGGAGCGGAUAGCACGAUUGGCGUAUGGACCAUCGGCUUCAGCUCAGACUCGGCAGACAUCCAGUCAAGGACCUACCUCUUCGGCCAUCGCACGCCUGUUAGCGUCCUUGCAGCCUCACGCGCUUUCAGCACUCUGGUAUCUGCGUCGGUUGACGGUCAAGUAUUUCUCUGGGAUCUCAAUCGCUUUGACUGCGUGCGUGUGCUUCAGGAAGCGAACAACGGCAGUCGUACAAUUCAGUGUGCCCAGGUCAAUAACUUGACUGGACACAUUGUAUUGUGCAGUGGAGCAUUCGUACGCGUACUAACAUUGAAUGGACACCUUCUUGUCGAACAGAAAGUCUGCGAUGCUGAAGAUGACGAAAUCACCUGCUGUGCUUUCUACGAAGGCGCUGCCAAUGAGUGGGUAGAGCGUGUGUUGCUCUUCACGGGCCACAAACGUGGCAUUGUAAAUGUCUGGUCACUCGUCACACUUCGUGAUGGAGCAUGGCAUCUUCAACUCAUCAAAAGGUUGAUGCAUGUUGAGCCCACACGCGGUGAGCCAAAUGUCCAAGUUCCGACAAUCACUUGUGUUCUGCCCAUGUCACAAGUUGUGUAUACUGGUGAUGAAGAUGGUAAAGUCUACGAAUGGAAUUGUGUGCAGAGACAUGGAGCCGGGCCUUUUGCUGGCUGGCGAUGA
Aureobasidium namibiae CBS 147.97 is the source of this 6717-nucleotide messenger RNA. Its product is annotated as beach-domain-containing protein. Lineage: Eukaryota; Fungi; Ascomycota; Dothideomycetes; Dothideales; Saccotheciaceae. Bases 1 to 6717 code for a protein of 2238 amino acids. The record is from RefSeq and is a predicted model, not a curated record. The transcript is spliced from 4 exons. Gene Ontology annotation, molecular function: protein binding.